CACCCCGACCUGCUAGACUUGUUGCCACGACUUCCACCUCACCCCCUGCGGAAGGAACAAACAAAAGAGCUCAUCAACCUCAACACCGCAAUUUGGUGAUCUACCAGACCCGACGUCUCGCUCUCUACAAACAAAUCGAGAACAUCGCGCAUCGCAGUCAUGUCUGAGCAGCCUUACGACCCUUACAUUCCGUCUGGAUCCAACGGACCCAGCGCUACCGCUGCGCAAAAUGGCGACCCUCGGACGAGGGAGAUCGACAAGAAAAUCCAAGAAACCGUCGACACGAUGCGCUCAAACAUCUUCAAGGUCUCGGAGCGUGGCGAGCGCCUUGACUCGCUCCAGGACAAGACCGAUAAUCUGGCAGUAUCAGCCCAGGGCUUCCGCCGUGGCGCCAAUCGGGUGAGGAAACAGAUGUGGUGGAAGGACAUGAAGAUGCGCUGAUCACCACCAGAAAAUAAGUUACGAACGCAGCGACAGUCAUGAUUGUCUUGGGAAUGGAUGACGUU
Messenger RNA from Aspergillus japonicus CBS 114.51, 506 nucleotides. Its product is annotated as SNAP receptor SNC2. Gene Ontology annotation, biological process: vesicle-mediated transport; vesicle fusion. Gene Ontology annotation, molecular function: syntaxin binding; SNAP receptor activity. Lineage: Eukaryota; Fungi; Ascomycota; Eurotiomycetes; Eurotiales; Aspergillaceae. The record is from RefSeq and is a predicted model, not a curated record. Bases 160 to 441 code for a protein of 93 amino acids. The transcript is spliced from 3 exons. Gene Ontology annotation, cellular component: SNARE complex; plasma membrane.